CUAAGAACCCAAAUCUUCUCAAUGGGGAGCCAAAUGAAGAAGCAAUGGCUUCAUUUUGCUUGUGCUUUAGCAUUUUUGUUGAUUGCAACUUGCACCAUGGCAUAUUCACCCGAUUCUUAUAAAUCACCAGUUCCAUCAUAUAAUCAAGUGCCAGUGUCAAAAGACAAUUACGAAGUGCUACAAGUGGCCAAGAAUGAUUACAAGGUAUCUUCCGCGCCUAAACAAGAAUACAAGGCAUCAUCUUUGCCAAAGAAUAACUACUACACGAAUCCAUCUUUUCCAAAAGAUAAUUACAAGAAGGUGCCAUACGUUCCAAAAAAUAACUACUACAAGACACCCACAGUGCCUAAGCCGGAAAACAAGAUACCAUCUUUGCCAAAGAAUGACUACUACAAGAAACCAUUUGUUCCAGAAUAUAACUACAAGAAGGUGUCAUCUCUUCCAAAAGAUAAAUACUACAAGGUACCUUCUGUGCCUAAACAAGAAUACAAGGCGCCAUCUUUGCUAAAGAAUGACUACUACCAGACACCAUCAGUUCCAAAAGAUAACUAUUACAAGACACCCUCAAUGCCUAAACAUGAGUACAGGCUGCCAUCUGUACCAAAGAAUGAUUACUUCAAAAAGUCACCAAUUCCAAAGAAUAACUACAAGGUGCCAUCUGUUCCAAAGGAUAACUACUAUAAGGUACCCGUAGUGCCUAAACCAGAAUAUCAGGUGCCUUCUGUACCAGAGAAUAACUUCUACAAAAAGCCAUCAGUUCCGAAGAAUAACUACAAGGUGCCAUCUGUUCCAAAGGGUAACUACUAUAAGGUACUCGUAGUGCCUAAACCAGAAUAUCAGGUGUCAUCUGUACCAAAGAAUGACUACUACAAAAAGCCAUCAGUUCCAAAAACUGACUAUUACAAGGUACCCUUAAUGCCUAAACAAGAAUACAAAGUGCCAUCUUUGCCAAAGAAUAAGUAUUACAAGAAACCUUCAGCUUCUCAUCCACCACCAUACUACUAUAAUUCGCCCUCUCCCCCUUCACCAUCACCACCACUUCCUUACUCUUAUCAAUCAUCUUCAACUCCUUCUCCAUCACCACCUCCUCUAUAUUAUUAAAUUUC
Messenger RNA from Nicotiana tabacum (common tobacco), 1106 nucleotides. RefSeq lists its product as uncharacterized. Lineage: Eukaryota; Viridiplantae; Streptophyta; Magnoliopsida; Solanales; Solanaceae. The record is from RefSeq and is a predicted model, not a curated record.